AUGAUGCGGGAGUGGAAGUACUCUUUACGCGUAUGCGUAUCGCUUCCAAGACUGUCGAGGAUCUACGGAAUUUCUGGAGGGAAAGCGGCAAUCGAGGAUGAGUACGCAAGGCGACUUUUACGACUAUCUAAGCAGACACUUGGACAGGGUGAAGUUGCUGAGCUUAAGAAUUCUUUGGAUGUCAUUCGUCAGGAAACCGAACGCCAGGCUGGACAACACCUCACGCUUUCCGUGUCGAUAAAGAAGGAACUUGAGGGUCCAGUCGCAGAGUUUGCAAUUGAGAAGACCUUCAAGCAGAAGCAAGUAAACGAGACUUAUGUUGCGAAAGCUAAGGAGCGGUAUGAACAGGACUGUCACCGAGUCAAUUCAUACACCGCCCAACAAGGUCUGGUCCAAGGAAAGGAGCUAGAAAAGAUUGGACUUAAAUUAGAGCGCGCACAAGGUACUAUCGAAAGUAACAAGCGGGAUUACCAAAACUUCACACGUGCUUUGGCGGACACGGUCGCUAGGUGGGACAAAGAAUGGAAAACAUAUUGCGACCAGUGUCAAGAUUUGGAGGAAGAAAGGCUAGAAUUCAUGAAAGACAACAUCUGGGCGUACGCGAAUGCUUCUUGCGAAGCCAUCCGGUUGGCACUAGAACGACUAGAUGUAGAGAAGGACAUUGAAUAUUUUGUAUCGAAUCAUGGAACUGGUUCAGCCAUUCCUGAGCCACCUCCAUUCAUCAAUUAUAGCUCGGCUGAGCCGACUCCAAUCAAGCCUGCGAGUCGACCUGCUAAUUUUGCAAGAGCUACCAAUCGACCUCAAUCUUACAUGUCCAAGCUCGCUCCCGCUCCCAACGUCGCCGAAGAUGAGCCUUCUGAUCCAGGUACAGCAGGUAUAGGAGCAGGUCACAGUAGAUCGGGCUCCCGUAGUCACAUGGGGGCAAAUGACACUGGUAUCUCUCUUGUACAGCAGCCUUCCUCGCUCCCAUUCAAUGCUGGACAACAUGCACCAACUCUCCCGCCC
Acaulospora colombiana is the source of this 1005-nucleotide messenger RNA. Lineage: Eukaryota; Fungi; Glomeromycota; Glomeromycetes; Diversisporales; Acaulosporaceae. The record is from the annotation of a GenBank genome assembly.